UUGUCAGCUUUCUUGAUGAUCAAAUGAUCUCCUUAUACAAUUGUUCGUAUUCUUUUUUCUUUUUGUCAACUUGUCCUAAACUUGUUCUCUCACUAGAUUCUCUUGCUAUAUAUGACGGUAGCCAUUCUCCACUGUGCUUCAUUGCAUUGAAGAGUUGAGGGAGUUCCAGUUUCCGUGGAACAUUUCUUGGUUUUAGGAGUGUUGGACAAAGAUGACUGCAGGGGUUGGAAUCUCUUUGUCUGAUGGGAAUCUCAAUGUUUUGGGAACAAAGAUCCUGUCUGAUGUUCAUGAGAAUAUUGUUUUGAGUCCUGCUUGUGGUGAUGCUAUGGUUAAUGGCGCAUUCAUUGGUGUGACAACAGAGAAGAGUGGUUGCCAUAAUGUUUUCCCUGUUGGAAAGCUUCAGGGAUUGAGAUUCAUGUGCACUUUCAGAUUCAAGUUAUGGUGGAUGACACAGAGGAUGGGUUCAUAUGGAAAAGAGAUUCCAUAUGAAACUCAGUUCUUGAUUGUUGAGGGGAAUGAUGGUUCACAUUUGGAAGAUGAACAUGAGAUUGGCCUGUCUUCUGUGUACACUGUGUUCUUGCCACUUGUCGAAGGUGCCUUUCGUGCUGUUCUUCAAGGGAAUGAAAAUGAUGAACUUGAGAUUUGCUUGGAAAGUGGUUGUCCUGCUGUUCAAAGAUUUCAAGGAACUCAUUUGGUUUUCAUGGCUGCUGGAAAUGAUCCAUUUGUUGUUAUUACUAGUGCAGUGAAGAUGGUCGAAAGACACUUGCAGACAUUUUCUCAUCGUGAAGAGAAGAAGAUGCCAGAUAUAUUAAACUGGUUUGGAUGGUGUACAUGGGAUGCAUUUUAUACCCAAGUUAGUGCAGAAGGAGUUCACCAAGGAUUGGAAAGCUUGGAGAAAGGUGGGAUUUUUGCAAAGUUUGUAAUUAUCGAUGACGGAUGGCAAACAGUUGAUAUGGAUGCCUCUGGAGUUGCCUAUGAAUCUGAUAGUGCAGCAAACUUUGCUAACAGACUCACAAAUAUCAAAGAAAAUCACAAGUUCCAGAAAAAUGGCAAAGAGGGUCACAGACAGGAAGAUCCAGCACUCGGUCUCGCAUAUAUUGUCUCAGAAAUCAAAGACAAACAUAAGUUAAAAUAUGUUUAUGUUUGGCACGCAAUCACUGGUUACUGGGGUGGAGUAAGGCCUGGAGUUACUGGAAUGGAACAUUAUGAAUCUAAGAUGACAUACCUUGUUUCAUCACCGGGAGUUAAAUCAAACGGACAUUGUGAUGUUUUCACUAACAUAGCAGCAAAUGGUGUUGGCCUUGUAAACCCAGAGAAAGUUUUUGACUUCUAUGAUGAACUUCACUCAUAUCUCUCAUCUGCUGGAAUAGAUGGCGUCAAAGUAGAUGCCCAAAGCAUUCUUGAGACUCUAGGUGCAGGCCAUGGCGGAAGAGUUCAACUUGCUAGAAAAUAUCACCAAGCUUUGGAAGCUUCAGUUGCUAAAAAUUUCCCGAAUAAUGGCAUUAUAUCAUGCAUGUGUCACAACACCGAUAGCUUGUACUGUUCGAAGAGGACUGCCAUUGUGAGGGCAUCAGAUGACUUCUUUCCAAGAGAUCCGGCAUCACACACAACCCAUAUUGCUUCUGUAGUUUACAAUACUGUUUUUCUUGGGGAGUUUAUGCAACCUGAUUGGGAUAUGUUCCAUAGCCUGCAUCCAAUGGCUGAAUACCACGGAGCUGCACGUGCAGUUGGUGGCUGUGCUAUUUAUGUUAGUGAUAAACCCGGGAACCAUGACUUUAAUUUGUUGAAGAAACUAGUGCUUCCUGAUGGAUCAAUAUUGAGAGCAAAACUUCCUGGGAGACCGACAAGGGACUGUCUAUUUGCUGAUCCUACUCAAGAUGGAAAGAGCUUAUUGAAGAUUUGGAAUUUAAAUGAUCGUUGUGGAGUCAUUGGUGUCUUCAAUUGUCAAGGAGCUGGAUGGUCUAUGUUAGCUAAGAAGAACUUGAUUCACAAUGACCAACUUGGCAUGAUAACAGGAGUUAUCCGCUCAAAAGAUGUUGAGUAUUUGUCAAGAGUUGCCGAUGAGGACUGGAAAGGCAAUGCUAUUGUAUACUCCCAUAUAGGAGGAGAACUAACUUAUCUUGCAAAGGAUGCGUCACUGCCUGUGACUCUAAAUUCUCGCGAAUAUGAAAUAUUCACUGUGGUUCCUAUUAAAGAGUUCUCCAAUGGAGCUUCCAUUGCACCAGUUGGCCUGAUCAAGAUGUUCAAUUCUGGUGGAGCUGUCAAAGAAGUGAGUUAUGAAACAGUAAAGAAAGGAGUGAUAGAAAUCAAAACCAGAGGACCUGGUACUUUUAUAGCUUAUUCGUCAAUAAAACCAAAAAAAAUCACAGUGGAUGCUGAGGAAGUGGAUUUUGUAUACAAAGAAGAGAGUGGUUUACUGACAUUUGAGCUGGGAAUUGGAGAGAAAGAGUUGCAGAAAUGGAGUGUUAGUGUAGAGUUGUGGUGAAGGUGUUACAAGUGAUGAAAUUCACAAUAAGCAAUACUCACAGGCAGGGAAUAGAUAAAGAGAAGUCAGUGAGUUUUGUAUAUGAAAACACAAAUUGAAUUGCAUUUCACAUUCACUACCA
This is a messenger RNA of Dioscorea cayenensis subsp. rotundata (Guinea yam), 2606 nucleotides long. Its product is annotated as probable galactinol--sucrose galactosyltransferase 1. Bases 212 to 2485 code for a protein of 757 amino acids. The record is from RefSeq and is a predicted model, not a curated record. Lineage: Eukaryota; Viridiplantae; Streptophyta; Magnoliopsida; Dioscoreales; Dioscoreaceae. The transcript is spliced from 13 exons.